CGAGCAGUGAAUGCCUCUGUAAGAGCGAGCUAAGGAGGAUUGUUCGAAUCGACGCCAAGUCGGUCGAUCGGUGGAUCAGCAUCAGGCGACCGCUAGAGUCCGUUGGAAGAUUUCGUGCAACGCGUGGGCGGAGAUUCUGCGUCUUCAAUGUUCAUAUUCGCUCCACGUGACAACAUGUCGACGUCUCGACAGGGCUCGACGACCCGGCGUAAUCGUUACGCCCGGUCCUCGACCACCACCAGCGUCACACAGAUGCUCAGCGAUUCUUGCUCGAGCCUUUUGCAACGGUUGACCACCAGGGUACGCGGAAUGUCCACGCUGAACGACAACAUGGGCAGCAAGCCUACAGCCCCAAGAGGAUCCCCUAACGUCAACCAGUUGAACAGCACCAGAACCCGUUUAGAGGAUAAAUACUCGACGAUCCUGGACAGAUACUCCAGGAAAAAGCGUCAUGAUCACGGGGAACAUGGUCGUUACGAUUACAGACGCACUCACGAACGAGAACAUAGCUACUUUCACCGCGAAGAUAGUCCUUUUAUUCGCGACGAGAAGACUUUAGAGCCAUCGGUGACUCGCACCGUCGUCAAGAGUCCCGCCAGCGUGGUUCUAUCCGAGAAAGCCUACCCUUACGUCAAGUCUGCCGUGGUGAAAGAGUUCAAACGGGAGAAGACACCAGCCUAUCACAGAACCGACCGACAAACCUUGCUCACCUCGGAUACGUACAGACGAUACGGUAGACACAAGUCAGGCCACGCUGAGACAAGAACUCGCAAAGUCCGACCCUAUCGAAACGGGAAGAGCGAGCAACUGGAGUCCAGCUCGACCGCGCUCAGACUAACCCGACCUAUGAAAGUCGACACGGUAAUUGCCACCGAGAAGACAGACGCCCUCGAUCCCGAUAAAACUCCUACUGGUAGCGUAGUGCCCGAGACCGGCAUCGACGCUGUCCAGACCAUCGACGAAGACGAUCCAGCGAUCUCCGAAAGAGCAGCGAAACGAAAAGAGAUUCAAAGCUUGAUCCUGAAGUACGCCGCCAUGGAAGAGACCUACAGCCAAUUGGCGGCCGGCGGUACCAUCAAAAUGCGGCCCAGCACCACGGACAUUAUCGCCAGCAAGUAUAGGAAAAGCAACCAUCAAAACGAACGAAAAGACGCGCCGAAGAAUGCGUCUGCGAGUGUCGUUAACAACGCGGACGCGAUCCAACACGCGAUUAGUCCACGACCGCCCUCCGUCGAGGACGACGAAGACGGCCACCUUGUUUACCAAUCCGGCGACAUCCUGGCAAAUAGAUAUAAAGUACUGGCCACCCUAGGAGAGGGUACUUUUGGAAAAGUUGUCAAGGUUAAGGACUUGCAAAUGGAUCACGUGAUGGCACUGAAAAUCAUCAAGAACGUAGAGAAGUAUAGGGAAGCCGCGAAGCUCGAAAUAAACGCCUUAGAGAAAAUCGCGACCAAGGAUCCGGAAGGCCAACAGUUAGUAUCUGCUGGCCUAUGCGUGAAGAUGCUUGACUGGUUCAACUAUCACGGGCACAUGUGUAUAGCCUUCGAGAUGCUUGGACUUAGUGUAUUCGAUUUCUUGAGAGACAAUAGUUACCAGCCAUAUCCGUUGGACCACGUCAGGCACAUCGGGUACCAGCUUUGCUACGCCGUAAAAUUUCUCCACGAUAACAAACUCACGCACACCGAUCUGAAACCGGAGAACAUAUUAUUCGUAGACUCCGAUUAUGACGUUAUAUACCAAACUAAAAGGCGAAAGGAUAUUAGGCGCGUAAAACGGACAGACAUCAGGCUCAUCGAUUUCGGUAGCGCAACAUUCGACCAUGAACAUCACAGCACGAUCGUCAGUACGAGACAUUACAGAGCGCCUGAAGUAAUUUUAGAAUUAGGUUGGUCCCAGCCUUGUGACGUUUGGUCGAUUGGCUGCAUCCUUUUUGAACUGUACCUGGGUAUUACUUUAUUCCAAACACACGACAACCGGGAGCACUUAGCGAUGAUGGAGCGUAUACUUGGCACGAUUCCACAUCGUAUGGCUCGCAAGACCAAGACCAAGUACUUCUACCACGGUAAAUUGGACUGGGACGAGAAGAGCUCUGCUGGUAGAUACGUGCGUGACAAUUGUAAACCUUUGCAUCGUUGUAUGCUUUCUGACGACGAAGAACACCGGCAGCUAUUUGAUCUUGUUCAGAAAAUGUUAGAGUAUGAACCAGCCCAGAGGAUAGCUCUGAAUGAUGCACUCGCGCAUCCCUUCUUUGACGCGCUACCGGCACACCAGAGAUUACCCGACCUUCGGGCAGCUGGAGACUCUCAGCAAUCUCAUGAACGAUCACAUUCUCUCUCUCGAUGAAGCUAGGAAUGGGACCGACUUCCCUACUGGACAGACACUCCUCUAUCGGCGACACUACUAAUCUACGUCACUAUCCUUACAUCAUUAGGUCUGACGAGGCUAUGUCUUUUCCCCAAGAACGUGAUUCGAUGACGUCGGUCAAGACAUACAGGAUAAUCGUUGAGCGAUCGAAAUUGCAAGAUCUCUAAAAUGUAUGUUGUAAGGAUAUUUAGGUAACAACAUCGGAACUCUGCGAUGUAAACGAUUGUCAACUGAACCGUGAAUUAAUCGAAUUGUUUACCAGACGACGUGAAAUAAAAGCAGUAGUGAAAUGGUGCUGUGGAACUUGGACUUAAUUAAGUAUGUGUACGUCGAAUGGCUAAAAUCAGCGCUCGUAGAUGACGGCGUAUUUUCAUCUCCGUUUAUAGACAUCAGAAUGGGUAGAUAGCUAAAUUACUAACGAGAUCCCUGUUACUGGUGCAAAUCGGCCAGUGUGUCUGCUCAGUGUAGCGUAACAGCGUCCCAAUCACAUCGU
This is a messenger RNA of Dufourea novaeangliae, 2857 nucleotides long. It is a transcript of the gene Doa, whose product is annotated as dual specificity protein kinase CLK2. Gene Ontology annotation, molecular function: protein kinase activity; ATP binding. Lineage: Eukaryota; Metazoa; Arthropoda; Insecta; Hymenoptera; Halictidae. The record is from RefSeq and is a predicted model, not a curated record. Bases 148 to 2343 code for a protein of 731 amino acids. Gene Ontology annotation, cellular component: nucleus. The transcript has 9 exons. Gene Ontology annotation, biological process: protein phosphorylation.